CAUUUUAAUGGCUGACAAAUGAAAGAGAAAGAAAGGAAUCAAUCAUGAACGGAGUUGAUCGAAAGCGCCGUCGUAUAGCGAUGACUCUGACGGCGGUUCUAAUCCUGGGAAUUUUAGAACUCGGCGAAGGAGAGCUGAAAGGAGAUUAUUCAAAGAUAUCGGGGAUAAUAAUCCCAGGAUUCGCUUCAACUCAGCUGAGAGCUUGGUCCAUUCUCGACUGCCCUUACUCUCCCCUCGAUUUCAAUCCUCUCGACCUGGUUUGGCUCGACACUACAAAACUCCUCUCAGCUGUAAAUUGUUGGCUUAAGUGUAUGAUACUUGAUCCUUACAACCAAACUGAUCACCCAGAAUGCAAGUCACGCCCUGAUAGUGGUCUUUCUGCUAUUACAGAACUUGAUCCAGGUUACAUUACAGGCCCUCUUUCUUCAGUGUGGAAAGAAUGGGUUAAGUGGUGCAUUGAAUUUGGUAUUGAGGCUAAUGCAAUCAUAGCUGUCCCAUAUGAUUGGAGAUUGUCUCCAUCAAUGCUUGAGGAGCGUGACCUUUAUUUUCACAAGUUAAAGCUGACGUUUGAAACUGCUUAUAAACUUCGUGGGGGGCCAUCAAUUGUGUUUGCCCAUUCAUUGGGUAAUAAUGUCUUCCGCUACUUUUUGGAGUGGUUAAAGCUAGAAAUUGCACCAAAACAGUACAUCCAAUGGUUGGAUGAUCACAUAUAUGCUUAUUUUGCUGUGGGAGCUCCUCUUCUUGGUUCAACUGAGACAGUCAAAGCGCUACUUUCUGGAAACACAUUUGGCCUUCCUGUUUCUGAGGGAACAGCUCGAUUGAUGUUCAAUUCAUUCGGUUCGUCACUAUGGAUGAUGCCAUUUUCAAAGUACUGUAGGGCAGAUGCCAUGUAUAUGAAGCAUUUUUCUGGAGGAACCAGGCAGGGUCAUCAGACGUAUCAAUGUGAGGAAAAGGAAUUUCAGUCAAACUACUCUGGUUUUUCAACUAAUAUAAUCAACAUUGAAAUUCCUUCAACCCGCGGGAUUGAUGCCUAUCCAUCAGUUUCAGAGUUUGCCCAGACCAACCUUUCUAGCAUGGAAUGUGGACUCCCAACACAGUUGUCAUUUUCAGCCCGCGAAAUAGCAGAUGGUACCUUUUUCAAAGCUAUAGAGGAUUAUGAUUCAGAUAGCAAGAGGACCUUGCACCAACUGAAGAAGUCAUAUCAUGAUGAUCCUGUCCUGAAUCCUCUUACACCUUGGGAUAGACCACCUAUUAAGAAUGUUUUCUGUAUCUAUGGAGUAGAUUCAAGGACCGAGGUUGGUUAUUAUUUUGCACCAAGUGGAAAACCUUACCCUGAUAACUGGAUAAUUACUGAUAUCAUAUAUGAAGUUGAAGGAUCAUUGCUCUCGCGGUCGGGGAAUCAGGUUGAAGGAAAUCCAGGAGCUACAAGCGGAGAUGAGACAGUUCCAUAUCAUUCCUUAACUUGGUGCAAGAACUGGCUUGGGCCCAGAGUGAACAUAACAAGAGCUCCGCAGUCAGAGCAUGAUGGAUCAGAUGUACAAGUAGAGUUGAAUGUUGAGCAUCAUAAUGAAGAUAUAGUCCCCAAUAUGACAAGGUCACCUAGAGUCAAAUACAUAACUUAUUAUGAAGACUCGGAAAGCAUUCCAGGAAAGAGGACAGCAGUUUGGGAGCUUGAUAAAGCAAAUCACAGGAACAUAGUUAGAUCACCGGCUCUAAUGCGAGAGUUAUGGCUCCAAAUUUGGCAUGAUAUCCAUGUUGAUGCACCAUCCAAUUUUGUUACAAAAGCUAAGCGAGGGCCCUUACGGGAUGACGACUGCUACUGGGAUUAUGGAAAAGCUCGGUGUGCAUGGCCUGAAUACUGUGAAUACAGAUAUGUCUUCGGGGAUGUCCAUUUGGGACAGAGCUGUAGGUUAAGGAAUUCUUCGGCCGAUACGCUUCGGCAUUAUAUAUAGAAUAGAAGACGUCACCAGGGAUUACAAGCAAAUCAAAGGAGCUCUGUCUCGAGUAAGGUUGUUUUUCCGGUUGGCAACCCGACAUUCUUUCGUAUGCCAUGCAGAGUUAUUCCUUGGCUCCCUCGUCUCAUUACAGGGUAACAUUGAUACCACGUAGUUACGUUUGCGAUCGAUAUGACAUAGUUAGCCCAAUUCUUUGCUGGUAGCAUCUUAUAUUAUAGCCAAGGCUGAAAUUGGAGCAAACCAUUAUUUAGUUAGUAUUGCUCUAGAUUUAGAUUCCAACGGAAGACUUAAGAAUUCUUAUAAAGCAGAGGAUGGUGUCAUCCUUGAACUGUGAUUCAUAUUUAUAAGAAUUGAACAUCGG
Molecule: messenger RNA, 2316 nt
Organism: Hibiscus syriacus
Lineage: Eukaryota; Viridiplantae; Streptophyta; Magnoliopsida; Malvales; Malvaceae
Product: phospholipid--sterol O-acyltransferase-like
Biological process (GO): lipid metabolic process
Cellular component (GO): cytoplasm
Source: RefSeq, a predicted model, not a curated record